Messenger RNA from Seriola dumerili (greater amberjack), 1649 nucleotides. It is a transcript of the gene elac1, whose product is annotated as elaC ribonuclease Z 1. The coding region runs from base 74 to 1207 and encodes 377 amino acids. The transcript has 6 exons. Lineage: Eukaryota; Metazoa; Chordata; Actinopteri; Carangiformes; Carangidae. Gene Ontology annotation, molecular function: 3'-tRNA processing endoribonuclease activity. Gene Ontology annotation, cellular component: nucleus. The record is from RefSeq and is a predicted model, not a curated record.
GCGUGGCAUGAUGCUUCUGAGUGAUUGUCAGUUGUAGGAACUUUCCACCAGUUUUGCUGGAACUUUGGGGAGGAUGACCAUGGAUAUGACUUUCCUCGGGACCGGCUCGGCCUACCCGUCUCCUCACCGCGGUGCCUCGGCUCUGGUGCUGCGGACGGAGGGGGAAUGCUGGCUGUUUGACUGCGGAGAGGGAACCCAAACACAGCUGAUGAGGAGCCCGCUCAGAGCCGGUCGAAUCACCAAGGUUUUCAUCUCCCACUUGCAUGGAGAUCACCUGUUUGGUCUGCCUGGUCUCCUUUGCACUGUGAGUCUCAACACCAACCCUGACCCACAGCAGAACCUCAACUGUGUGGACAUCUAUGGGCCUCGGGGGCUCCGGCACUUUCUCAGGGUUACACUUGGCCUCACAGGGUCUCAGCUGCUCUUCCCUUAUGCAGUACAUGAGCUGGAGCCCACCCCUGAACAGAGUCCGGAAGAGGGACAGCUCAGUCUGGAGAUGACAGCAGAGUGUGGUCCUCCACACCCACAGGAGAGACCAGGCAGGACAAUCUCCCUGGAUGUCUCCAGUGACUGUUACAUCCUCUUUGAAGACAAGAAGUUUGUGGUCAAAGCCUUCAGGUUGUUCCACCGCAUCCCUUCCUUUGGUUUUUGUGUUCAGGAGCAUGAUCGUCCCGGAAGACUGAAAACUGAACUACUGAAGGAACUGGGGCUGAAACCAGGGCCUCUCUAUGGCCGUCUCAAAGCUGGAGAGUCUGUAACUUUGGAGAGCGGGCGUGUUGUUCUCCCUAGUGAGGUCCUGGAAGAAACCAUUCCAGGGAGGAAAGUCUGCAUUUUAGGGGACUGUAGCUCAGUUCUGGGAGAAGGACCACUGAGUUUGUGCAACGGAGCGGACAUUCUGGUUCAUGAGGCGACUCUGGGGAACGAGCACCGGGAGAAAGCAGUGGACCACGGACACAGUACACCUGAUAUGGCGGCAGCGGUGGCUCGGGCUUGCUGUGUGCGGAAAUUGGUGCUGUACCACUUCAGUCAGAGGUACAAACCCAGCUCCCUGCAGACGGAAGGAGACGAGGACGAUGUCUCAGAGCUCAAGAGACAGGCUGAAGAAGCGCUACAGGACAGUGGUGUAGAAGUGACUCUGGCUGAAGACUUUCUGACUUUGCCCAUUCCUCUGAGAAGACCAAGGUGUUCUUUAAAAGAUGUGUCAUGAAAAUCUUCUGUACUUAAUAUAAAAAUCCUGACUUCCUCCAUCUGCCUGCUCAUAUGCAACCGACAAAUUCUGAAAACUAAUAACUGGAUGGGCCCGACGCUUCCUGUGGACAUUCUUGAUCCAACAGAAGAAUAACUAUUGAUUUUUGAAAAACCUCAUAAACUUCACCCAGCAGCUAUGUUGUCAUCUACCCAGUAAAAUGGUGACUGUCAAGUUUGGAAGUCUAUAUUCUUUUCAUUCUGUUAUAUCACAACUGUAUUAAUGCCAUAGGACCCUUGAAAAUGUUAUAUGUUAAUGUUAUUAUCCCAUCAGAGAAUCAUGUUUGGCAAUUUCUGCUGUGUUGAAGCCAUUAUCAUUCUUUUUGAUAGGGCUGGCAGCCCACAGUAUUAACUGUGAUCAAAGUACCAAGGACAUUUGCCUCAUGUCAGAAAUGACAGUUUCA